UGCCAAGUCAGUUCAAAUAAUCAUAUGCUCUACUCUUCUUAUAAGGUUACUYCUAGCACAGGUGGUUUUGGACCUCAGCGGAUUUAGAAUAUAAUAUGAGAUUAUGAUUAUUGUCUCUUCGGGCAAAUUUGAAGGCGAAAAUUCAUUGGCCGAGAGUGAAAGAUUUUAUUGGGUGUUGUGAAGGAGAAGCGACCAACGACGUCAAACUAGAACCUCAGUUGUCGCCUCUGCUGAGUUGCCUUACGAGCUGUAAGAAUGGAAAAUGGCAUGAUGAAUGGCGACCGUUCUCCCUCGCCUGGCUUCACUCGUUCAAACUCACGAGGUUCAAUGAACGGUAGAGAUGCCUAUGGCCGAACUUCGCUCCUACGAAGAAACCAAAGUCUCAACGCCAAACAAAUAAGUUUUUACAGAAAUGGGGACAAAUUUUUUCGUGGUCUUAAGCUGGCUGUCUCAGCUGAGCGCUACAAAGAAUGGGAUUCUCUACUGGCCGAGUUGUCGUCGAAGCUAGACCUUCCCACAGGAGCAGUACGCUACGUAUUCUGCUCUGAAACGGGGAAGAUGAUAGAAGAUAUAAACGAGCUACAGUAUGGUAUGAGUUACGUUUGUUCGUCUUCGAAUAGCUUCAGAGACGUAGAAGGAGGAUACGGGAAGGAAAACCAACCCCAGUGGUCUCUUCAUAACAAAAAAGCCCUCCGAGAUGAGCUGAACAACUGGACAGAUGGAAAAGGCAGUCAUGAACCAGAAGUACUACAGAGUGGCGGCCCUCGGGAUUUCAUCAAACCUAAACUGGUCACCGUAAUAAAGAAUGGAAAACCGCCACAAAAGAAAGUAACCAUGCUUCUCAACGGGAAAACGGCAGCUUCUCUUAAUCAAGUCCUGGAUCAUCUUUCAGCGAAGGGGACUUUAGGAAAAGUGGAUAAGUUGUACACUGUCUCCGGAAAAAUGAUUCGUACUCUGCGCGACUUGUUUGAUGAUGACAUGAUAUUUGUAGCCUUCAGCUCAACAGAGAAGCCACCAGAGGAAGGAUUUGAUGUUGAGAUCCAAAAUUACAAGAUAACUCCAUACAGAGACUUAAAGAGGCCUUGUGGCUUAAAGAGGUCUUCAUCUCUGCGCACACCUAGACAACACAGAGACAGUGGCUCUCAAGAUGGUGGGCAUACUCCAAGUCGUCCUGUGCGUCGUUCUAAUUCAGUGAAAAGUGCUGGUAAAGGUUCAAGAGGUAGAAGUGUUAGUCCAGGUCCUCCAGGUAACAGGGUUAAUGGACACACCCCUAAAUCAAACCGCUCCAAGUCUCCUAGUUCAACAGGAAGAAAGACUCCAUCUGGAAUGGCAAAUUUAAAUGAUGAGCUAUACCCAGCUAACGUGUUUGAGAGGGAUACAGCUUCAGAUUCAGCUCGCGAAGGAAAAUACUUUAAAAAAAGAAGAAUAUCAGUCCAUGGAUUGUACAGAAUUGGCAAGAUCAUUGGCGAUGGGGAGGAGAUUUAUUUGAAGCAAUAGUCAAAGCUACCAAGUAYACUGAAGUACAUGCUUGUCAUAUGGUCAGAGAUUUAGCAAUGGCCUUGGAUUAUUUACACUGUAAUAAUAUUGUACAUAGAGAUAUCAAACCUGAAAAUUUAUUGGUUGUAGACUUACCAAAUGGGAGAAAGUCAUUAAAAUUAGCUGACUUUGGUCUAGCAAUGGAGGUCAAAUCACCUAUGUUUCUUGUCUGUGGUACACCAACCUAUGUUGCUCCUGAAAUCCUGGAUGAAUCAGGGUAUGGUCUCAAGGUUGAUAUCUGGGCUACUGGUGUGAUAUCCUAUAUACUUCUUUGUGGAUUCCCUCCAUUCAGAAGUCCUGAUCAAGAUGAAUUGUUUGACCUUAUUUUAUCAGGAGAAUUCGAAUACUUAUCUCCCUUUUGGGAUGAUAUAUCAGACUCGGCUAAGGAUCUUAUAGAKCACAUGCUUGUGGUAGAUGUAAAUCAAAGAUAUUCAGCCAAACAGAUCCUCUCUCAUCCUUGGAUAAAGGGAAACACGGCAAAACACAAAGACAUCCAUGUCAACCUACGAAAYGAAAUCAACAAGAACUUUGACUCCAAAGGAAAAUUUAAAUCAGCAGGGAUCGCUGUACACACGGUAAAACGAAUGAACAAGGAGACCUAUAAUACUAGGUCUCACUGUUGUAGAUAUGUUAAGUCUAGCUUAAAACCUCGCAAACGCAGAGUAGCAUUUGUUAAGGAGUCUUUAAAGGUAGAUUUAGCACAUUCAGAUGGUGAUCUCCAAGAUUUCAUAGUUUAYGGAGGAUGCGAUAGUGGGGAGCACAAAGAUGUGUCCAUUAARAGUUGGAACUCUCUUCAAUCUGAGAAUGAGAGCCAAGCUCCUGCUAGACACAAGAGUAGCCCUGAAAUYGUCAGYCCRACGGAGAAGCAUAGGUACUUUUAUGAUAACRUUGUGCACAGUUAUCAUUCAAGACCAGCGGARGAAGCAAAACAGUUUAAAAUGCAUUUAGAUAUYGACGAGUCMAAGCAUGAUGAAAAGUCAAGAUCRGCACUUGAAUUGAGACAAAUUGAGAACUCUAGAAAAGCUGGUGAAGAAAACGAGGAGAAGAAGUUCCAAGCUGAGCCCCCAGAGAAUUCUGGGACACUUGAGGUCAAAGAUACGACUCAGAAAAGCACUGAAAGUACAAAAAGUGAAGAGAACUUAGAUGACACCAAAUCUAGUGAAUUUUCAAGAUUCRSUARRACCAGACCAACCGAAAAYACAAAGAGUGAAGAGAACUUACUAGAUGUYACCAAAUCUAGUGAAUUUUCAAGAUUCGGUAGAACAAGACGACAAGUUUUUAGACAAAAACGAGGACGUCGSCAACGCAGCUCUAGCAUGCAAGAAAAAUUUAACGAAGGUUCAAGCAAGCCACAAAGAAGUAGAAAGAGGUCGUACGAUAUUCCCAUACGAACUAAAGAUGGCAAGACAAUAGCAAAAUAUACAGUACCUGAAAUUGAUCGCAUGCAUGUGAGCCUUGAGAAUUUUAUCGAAAGAGACAUAGUGUUUAGUUUUGAGGGUUCGCAAGAYGGUCCAGACUGUCUUUCUCCUGGUUUAUCAAGCUUUGAGAACCUAGAGGCCAGUUUGAUGGCUGACCUUGACAAUGAACAGCUAGAAGAUGUGAAUAAUUUUGAUGCAAUUCGAGGUGCUGAAAAAAAUUAUGAAGAUGACAUUUUUACACUUUUAAAYGCCGAUGACCAGAGUAACCAGAGUAUAACAAAAGAAACCAACUCUUCAGAAAUAUCAGGGGGAAAAUCAGAUAUAAACUCAGGUAAUGAGGAUCACCGCAGGUUGAAAGUAAGCCAUAUUGCUGAAAAAUUCGAAAAGCUUUCUCUAAGUAAUUCUAGUCAAUCCACACCAGACAUAGAAAUCUAGCUCAAGCAGCAAAAAAAAAUUUUUAAAGUAAUAUUCUUCUAUGCUUUUCAUACAUUCCCUCCCAUGGAACUGAAUCUGGAAACCACGAUCACAGACAGCAUAGGUAAAGUGUGCUGCUUAUAAGCCCAUUACAAAUAUUAUGGCUGAAACUUCGAGAAGUUUUCUCUAUAGAAAGUUUUUCACUCCUUUCCUGAUAUUUUUUGUACCAAGAAUCAUUAGUUAGAACACAGUUAUAUAAUCAGGGAUAUAGGUAGUACUUUAGAUGGUAAUCUAGUAUCUAUAUUUUAGCAAAGUGUGAGUUUUGUUAGAUGAUGUUAACUUAAUCAAUACGUUGUGUGUUGUUGUAUUAUGUAUGUGUGGUCUUGUAGAUAGGUGGUAACUGUCUAUAGUAAUGCGCACAUGUGAAUGUUGUAAGAUGAUGUAUGGUUGAAUSUGUACUGUCUAACUUAACCAAGCUAUAUUUAAGCUCUAUAAAGUGCGAUUUGAAUACUUGUAUAUAAAAUGCUGUCAAAGAAAAAUAGAUGCAAAAUUAAUGAUUAAAAUAAAAUAUAAACACUUAAAUACUUUAUGUGCAUAAAUCAUAAAAUGAAAUUCAAAGAAAAGAUAAUUAUGAUAACUGAUARUCAUUAAUAUAUUUUUGAUUUAUUAGUUAGUUGCCAACGGCAAUAAAAACGUUUUUAACUUAAAUGUUAGAGCAGGCAAACUGAGUAAAAUAUGGCAGAAAUGAUUAACAUAAAUAUUGGUUCAGUUGUGUAGAAUUUAUCUAUAGGAAAAUCUGGGGGGAAAAAGGGAAAAACAAUUUUGUAUUAAAUACAUGAUUUCAGUUAUAGAAGUUUUGAGGGUUUAUAAAAAUUAUGAAAAAAAAUUCAUGUUAAAAAUAAUCUUCUUCAGAAACUUUGUACAUUUGAAAAAUACGACAAUUAAAACUUUAAAUAUUAAUAAUAAACAGAA
This is a messenger RNA of Actinia tenebrosa (Australian red waratah sea anemone), 4340 nucleotides long. RefSeq names its product serine/threonine-protein kinase DCLK2. Gene Ontology annotation, molecular function: ATP binding. The record is from RefSeq and is a predicted model, not a curated record. Gene Ontology annotation, cellular component: microtubule; microtubule organizing center. Lineage: Eukaryota; Metazoa; Cnidaria; Anthozoa; Actiniaria; Actiniidae. Gene Ontology annotation, biological process: intracellular signal transduction.